GGGGGGGAGAUCCUGAACUGUUAAAUCCCUCAAUACUUAUCAGUGCUGUGGAGCAGUAUUAGACACUGACAUCAAAGAUGUAAAAAAGGUGUUAAUGGAUGGGGAGAGCUCAUCCUAGGGAGCGAGCGGACAGGAAGGUACAAAGACUGGUAUUAAUGAGGCUUUCCUGUGAUCCUAUGAUCCUUUGUAUUCAGUGUCACAUCUCGUGAGGGGCCCCAGAUUUCACAACUAUGAUCCUGUCAAUGUAAAUGUAAUGUCUCUGCAGAGAUGGAAUUUAGAGAACUUUGAUGCACAGCUUCUGCUCUCCUUAUUAAUCUGCAUUUAAGUUCUGCAUAGGGAGGACAGAACAAUGCUCAGACACAAACAAACGGUCCCCAAAUUAGAAGAGAACUAAUUUUGCUAUCUAUCUAUCUAUCUAUCUAUCUAUCUAUCUAUCUAUCUAUCUAUCUAUCUAUCUAUCUGCCAGUCUGUCUUCAUAACCCUGCUUGAUAUUGUUCUUCAUCUGCCAGAAAUUAAAACAGACACCAAAACAAUUAAGUAGGUUAGCAAGGGGUUAGUUUGACAGCAAAAGAACCUUUACCAGUAUUUGGGACACAUGUCCUAAUCCCACUAUACAGGGGAGUACCACAGAAGCUAUAGGGAUUAUUAGGGGUCAGCAUCUCCCCUGUAAUACCUUUGUUUUGUCUCUUAGCUGCUGGAAUGUAAAGUCUAUCGUCUAAACUGGAGUUUUUAUGAGCAAAAUGCUGUUGAAAGGGUGCACAGGCACACAAACUAGCAUCUGUAAUCAUUAUGUUACCAUGCAAUCAGCACAGUAACCAUGAUGACCGCCAUGGCAACGGUUGUCGAGAGAACAUUUUCAGAUUUCUGCACACCCACAUUGUACAAAUGGAAAAAGGCUGCCCACUCGGAGGCAGAUAUCUACUGUACAAAGUACACAUUAUGCAACACAUUCAGAAGGGAGCUUUAUCUAGGUGCUUCAGGGGGCAGUAUAGGUGGUUCAGCACUGGUUCAGACCUGGCUGCAGGCAUUUGUGUGUGGGUUUGCAUAUUCUCUCCAUAUUUGUGUGGGUUUGCUUGAGGUGAGCCAGUUUCUACCCAAAUCAAAAACAUACAUAUUUAGCAUUAGGAAGACUACUCUCAUUGACCUGUGCACGCUGUGGACUGAUGGUCUACUGCUGCCAGUUGUGGACACAACUGCAAGCCUCUGUUUCUCCAAUGUCAUGUACUAAUUCCAGUCAUGUACAGUCUCUUCCUAGGGCUUAUCUCUUCUUAACUUAUUUUAUUUGUGUUGUUAUAUCUAGACUGCCCUUACUCUAAGCCUACUGCUUGAUUAUAUGUGUGUGUGUGUGUGUGUGUGUGUGUGUGUAUGUGUGUGUGUAUACUAUACACACAGUAUGGUUUGCCAUAAUACAUAUUUACCAUCUAAUGGAAGAGUUUGUGUUUGUAUGCACAAGCAUUCACAAACAAAAAUGUGCUUAUCAUGUCUGCAUCAGAAGUUCUAAGAUAAUAUUAUGGCUUGCAGGCUAAUGAGGAUUCAAUGUUCCUAGCUUUUCUAUCAAGAGCUCACCAAAGUGCUGCAUGUUUUUCUUUUGAUAAUUACCUCUUUUUUAUUAUGUCUAAAUCACCUUGUGUUUUUUGUUGAAAUUAAAGUAGUAGCAUUGAGCAAAAACAAUGCUGAUGUAGAUUCACACUGAGCCUGAUGGUUCACAUUCUUGGGUUGGCUACAGCUGACACAGGCAGGGGCAGAGGGGGCUAAAACAUUCUCCAAAACAAGACUUCAAAAUAAAAUAAAAUAAAAUAAAAUAAAAAAAACCAACAACAACCUCAAGACAUAGGUAAAUAAACAAUAUCAUCCUGUCAGAAUGGACCUGAAGGAAUGUUAGUUGGUAUUUCUGUUACAGAGUCAAAAAGAUAACUCACAGGUGUUACAAUCUCCACACCAAAAAAAGAACAAAAAAUAACUGGAUUUAAUGUAUUUAUGCAUACCAAGAAUGGUAUGAAUGAGAAUCAAGAGCAGGACUGGAAAAACAUUUAUCCACAGUUAUGCACUGUCUCCCCCUCACACUCCACUCCCUUGUCACUCCCAAGCCUAACCUGUUCAACCUGUCUGCACCUGGCUGACAAGAGUAUGUGGGUGAGAAGUGUCACAGUAGAGUGAACUGUAAGCCAAGGAAGAAAAGGAGGAGGGGGUGGAGAAGCACAGGGCCAUGGAAACAGACAACACAGAUGACAUUGAAUCUCUCAUGGAGGACAUGGACUAUAUCCCCGGUCACUUUCACCUGGACCUCAACCUUAACUGUGAUCCUGUUGGGCCUGUGAAGCUGCGACACAGGGACACUUACCUCAAACAGGAGAGCCUGUGGGGAGAGUUAGAGGCUGAAGUUGGAUAUCUGCAGUACGCUGUCAGAAAUCUCCUGGGUCUGUUGGCUUUUCACCUCGAACAGCUGGACAAAGCUGAGGAAAUAUUUAGGAGCAUUUGUAAAGAAGACCCUGGGAACCUCAACGCCUGGGCCAACCUGGGUUAUGUGUACGAUAAGCUGGGGAGAGAGCUAGAUGCCGGGGAGUGUGUGGAGAAAGUGUCUCACCUCAUGGGUUUAGAUGCUGGAGAGGCCUCUCAGGAAGAGACCAGACUGUUGGCAGCCCGCUGCCUGGCUGAACAGGCCUACGUCUAUCCGUAUGAUGUGGAGCUGGACAGCGAGAAUGACCUGAGAGAGAGACUGACUGCAGCACUGACAAUGUACAACAGAGCCCUGGACUAUGGGGGACAACUGAUACCAACAGAGGAAAAACGAAGCUGGUAUUUUAAAAUGGCCACCAUCUACAUAAGACUAGAUGACAUAGUAAAGACCAAAGAAGAUUCUGAAUACUCCAGACUCUCUCACUACAAUAAGGGGAUGAAGCUUCUAAAAGAAACACUUGAAUCUGAGAAAACACAAUAUAAAGCUCUUGCCUGGUGUUACAUUGGCAUCAUGUUGGAGAGGAAGGAAGAGUUCACCACUGUGCCCAUGUCUAUACAUGACUGUGGAUACUCUGCCUCUGAUCCUCUAUCCUGCUAUGGAACUGCCAUAAAUAUGGCCGGUGAUGAUGCAUUCAUCCUGAACCUUCUGGCCAAGGUCUUCUUUCUACUGGGCAAACAUGAGAUGGCCACAGGGAUCAGCAACAUGGCUCUAAAUGUGCUGCCAGAUCCAGAGCUCAACUGGCAGGCUUACUGCACCCGCGCCAAGAUCAAUAUGAUGCUCUACGUCAGGGACCUGGAGAAGGCAAAACAUGGUCAAGGUGGAAUCCCAGACCGACAGAGGCUAACUGAGGCCAGAAAAGACUUGGACAAGGUCCUGACUGUGCGUCCAUGUCUGCGGACUCACCUAGAGAUGGCACAGGUGUACUACUACAUGGGUGUGGAUGCUCUGCAGGAGAGCCUUCUGGUGGAUGAGGCAGCAGUGAAUAGUGCGUUGGUGAGUUUGUCUCAUGCCCUACAGUUUAAGCUGGGUGACAGCCUGCCAGACCUCCAUGUGCUCAGAGGUCGCUGCCUCCAGCUGAAAGGCGAGGAGCAGAACGCUGCAGACUGCUUCAAACAGGCCAUGGAGUUAGAAAGGCCAGGAAGCACAGACACCACAGCCCUGCGCUGCCUCCUACAGGUCCUCCUGGCUCUGUUCAUGCAGGGAGGCCCCGAUCCCAGCCCUGCUAUCACCCAGCUGGAGACAUGUGUGCAAAAGGCAGAGGAGAAGUACCCUAAGGACAUUGUGAAGGCUGAGCUGAGGUGCCUUUACAGGACUCACACAGAGGAGGUCACAGAGUUAUCCAGGGCUCUGAUCAGGACAGGACGCCUGGAUCUAGUGAGGAGGCUACUGCAAACAGUAGUGCCUACACAACUGUCUAAGAAGAGACCACUUGCAAGGUCUUUCUCUCUCACAUGAGGCAAAUAUGUGACUUUAAAGAGAUAGGCAUGUGACCAAACCAGACCAGACAUACUGUAGUAAUUAACUGUAAUUAACUUUUUGACAACAUUUCACAGAUAAAAAUGAACAGGGGUGCUCUGUGAUUAAACUGUCUUUACUGAAACUGGGUAUGCUUUUAAGCUGUGAUUUGUCAUUAACCUGUAGGAAGAAGAAGAUGAUGAAGAAGACCAACAAUAACAAAAAAUAACUUUUGGAAAGGCUGUAUCCACUGAGUAACCUACAGUUCCAGUGACAGAACACGUUAUAUUCCUAUAUGUUGAAAUCUUCACGUUUUUUUGACAAAAUAAAAUGGUUGUGACUUUU
Lates calcarifer (barramundi perch) is the source of this 4258-nucleotide messenger RNA. RefSeq names its product tetratricopeptide repeat domain 22 (gene ttc22). Lineage: Eukaryota; Metazoa; Chordata; Actinopteri; Centropomidae. Bases 2207 to 3913 code for a protein of 568 amino acids. The transcript has 9 exons. Gene Ontology annotation, molecular function: protein binding. The record is from RefSeq and is a predicted model, not a curated record.